Molecule: messenger RNA, 1652 nt
Organism: Erinaceus europaeus (western European hedgehog)
Lineage: Eukaryota; Metazoa; Chordata; Mammalia; Eulipotyphla; Erinaceidae
Gene: CLEC12B
Product: C-type lectin domain family 12 member B
Exons: 7
Coding region: 315-1151 (278 amino acids)
Biological process (GO): natural killer cell inhibitory signaling pathway; negative regulation of signaling receptor activity
Cellular component (GO): external side of plasma membrane
Molecular function (GO): signaling receptor regulator activity; protein phosphatase binding
Source: RefSeq, a predicted model, not a curated record
CUUUCCUCUGGCGGGUAGGGACCAGGGGCUUUAACCUGGGUCCUUGAGCACUGUAAUGUGUGCACUCAACCAGGUGCACCACCACCACCACCCAGCCCCAUCUAUCCUGAUUUCUAAAGUGAAUACCUGUCUUCCCUCAUGUUCUCUGUAGAGAACCUGAUGCCAUUCUAUGCUCGCAGAAGGGCAGAAGGGUGUGUCCUGGGUCAGCUGAAUGUUCAUAUAAAUGUCCUCAGCCUUGAAAAGAACAUCUUGUUCUGCAGCCGGAUGAUAUUGAAACAUUAAUUACAGAAUUUACAGCCCUGCUUUCUUCUACAAUGUCUGAAGAAGAAGUAACCUACACAACACUGGUCUUUCAGGAUCCGGCCAGAUCUGGAAACUACCGAGAUAGAAAUAACCUAAAGAAAAGAGGGUAUCAGUUUCUCUCCCCAAUAUGGCGUCAGACUUCCCUGCUGGUUCUGCUGGUUCUCUGUCUCAUGAUGCUCAUUGGAUUGGUGACCUUGGGGAUUAUGUUUCUGCAGGCAUCUAAUGAAAUUAACUCUGAUUCCGAAAAGUUGAGUCAACUUCAGAAAGUCCUCCAUCCUGGACAAGAUAACUCAUCCCAGGAGGUGAACAUCUAUAGGAACUUUCCCACAGAGGAAGAAUUUCUCAAAGCUCAGAUCUCCAAGCUAUUGAAAAGGCAGCACCAGAUGGCCAUCAAACUCUGCCAAGAGCUAAUCACUCACAAGUCAGACCAUAAAUGCAAUCCUUGUCCUAAGGCUUGGCAAUGGUACCAAGACAGCUGCUACUAUUUCAUAACAAAUGAGGAGAAAACCUGGAUUAACAGUAGAGAAGAUUGCCUGGAGAAGAACUCCACUCUGGUGAAGAUAGAUAGCAUGGCAGAAAAGGAUUUCCUUAAAUCCCAGUCUUCACCCAGAUACUCUUUCUUCUGGUUGGGAUUAUCAUGGGACCCAUCCUGCAGAAGUUGGCUUUGGGAGGAUGGUUCUCUCCCUUCUCCAUUCUUAUUUAGUACUACAGAAUAUGCCCAGAUCAAUGGGUCCAAAAGAUGUGCCUACUUGGAAAAUGGAAAUAUUUAUAUUUCCCGCUGCAGUGCUGAGAUUUCUUGGAUUUGUGAGAAGGCAGCUACGUUAGUGAAGAUUGAAGAUUUGGAUUAAUGUACCUCUUUCAAAUUCACCAAAAAAUUAAAAAAAAUGUGUCCCAGAAGCCUACCUCUCCAGAGCCCUAUCCCACUAGGGAAAGAGAAAUAAGCUGGGAGUACGGAUCAAUCUGCUAAUGUCCAUGUCCAGCAGAGAAGCAAUUACAGAAGCCAGACCUUCCACUUUCUGCACCCUGUAAUGAUCCGGGGUCCAUGCUUUCAGAAGGAUAAAGAACAGAAAGCUUCCAAUGGAAAGCAAGGGAUAUGGAACUCUGGUGGUGGGAAUUGUACCCCUCUUAUCCUACAGUUUUGUUGAUCAUUAUUAACAAUUAAAAAAAUAAAUUUUAAAGAAAAAUAACAAUAACGAUCUUUUCCAUCAUUCAAGGAUACAGUAUACUUCUCUCACUUUUACUCUAUUCAACUCUAUUCAUGUGGUGUUGUUUUUCUAGAGAGAAAAAAAGAAAAAAAAUCAUAAAAGUGAAAUUAGACGGGUCAACAAAUUAGUUAAAAAUAAACUUAU